UGGCUAUCUUCAAGAUGGCAACCUAUCUCUCAAAUCGCAGCUACCUUCGCUGGGACUCUCCCGGUGUUGAAGAUGUCCCUGUUGAUGAGGAAGCAGAUAUUCAAGCUGUUGCCGAACAGAUUAACAAGAUGCAACGCCAGCAGUUUAACAACCACCGACAUGUCUACACCGGCACGCACUGCCGCACACAUGGCAUCGUCAAGGGCACCUUUACCGUUCUCGACGGACUGCCAGAAUACCUCCGACAAGGCGAGAUCUUCUCCAAAGAAGGAGGCAAGUUCCCUGUCGCAUGCCGCUAUAGUACCGAGCCUGGCGAUCCAGGCCUGGACGAUCGUGUCCCGGCUCCGCGAGGCUUCUCGAUGAAGGUAUUCGAUGUGGAGGGCGAUUUUUUGGAUGCAGGCAAAGACACGCCCACCCAAGAUUUCGAAUUCAAUAACACGCCUGCCAUUGAGCUCGCCAAUGCCAAAGUCACACGGGAGAUUUUCGACAUUCGCCUCAAGGUGGGCGACGACAAAGACGCCAUGGAUCGCGAGCUCGAAGCCCGUGACGACACGGACCUGCAAAAGGCUCGCUUCAAAGUCCCGAACAAACACCUGGCCACCUAUCGACAGUACUCACAGUCGGCCUUUCGAUUCGGCGACUAUGUGUUCAAAUUCAGCAUCGUUCCCAGGGCAGAGACGCAGCUGCUGCUCGGCGAUAAAUCUGUACAGCCAGACCGCGACGGGGAAGAUGUCCUGCAUAAAUGGCUCCAAAUUUUCCAUGCCACACACACGGCCAUGUACGAUUUCCAAGUGCAGCUCCUGGAGAAUCUCAAGGAGCAGAGCGUAGAGUACUCCGGAACCGAAUGGGACGAGGGGAAGUUUCCCUGGCAAACGGUUGCGAUGUUGGAAAUUCCCCCACAAGAGGCAUUUGAUCUUGAGAGGAAGGCAUUCUGGGAAGAUCAUAUGCGGUUGGAUCCAUGGCAUGGGUUGGGGGGCUACCAGCCUUUAGGUGUUUCUAAUCGUCUGCGAAGAGGAGUUUAUCCUGCGAGUAGUGCUUUGAGGAGGGAGUUGAAUGGUAGAAGGGAGAUUGCUGUGAAGAGUAUAGGUGAGAUUCCAUGAAUGACCUUGCGAACAAAAUCACCCCAAUGCUCAAAUUUCUCCAUGUUUUUCGCGGGUGUGUUGACCUUGCGAUGUGCACCUGGUUUGCGAGACACAGCAAUCCACCUUCCAGUCAUCGCGGCUCCAUCAUCACCGGACUGACCAUUGUCUUUAUCACGAUUAAACGGCC
This is a messenger RNA of Dissoconium aciculare CBS 342.82, 1269 nucleotides long. Its product is annotated as heme-dependent catalase. The transcript has a single exon. NCBI's taxonomy places the organism in Eukaryota, Fungi, Ascomycota, Dothideomycetes, Mycosphaerellales, Dissoconiaceae. The record is from RefSeq and is a predicted model, not a curated record. The coding region runs from base 15 to 1100 and encodes 361 amino acids. Gene Ontology annotation, molecular function: heme binding; catalase activity.